GUUUCAGAUACCACAGCGUGAUACCGCGUUUGGCGCUUUUAGAAACGUCAAACGUUGGUCAAACCUGUACUUACUUUUUAAAUACUUUUCUAUUUUUUUACGCUCUCUAUUUACAAUUACGUUUGCGAAAUCGCAUCCGCGGAUGAAGUCAUCAAAAAUAAUGUCUACUUUGAUUAAUUCGAAUCAAUUCUGAUUUGGUCAUCCCUGCGGAGAAAAAUUAAAACUGAUUUAAAACUUGGAACAUAUCAGCCGGGCAGAUAGAGUAUCUUAAGGAAAUUUCACAGCGGCACAGAUAAAAGGAAAGUUUGAAGAGAUUUAAACCACCAGAGAUGUUUCUCAGGAUUUAUUCACUUUUAGUUUUAGCUGUCGAUCUCACUAUUCUUCUAGUAGAAAUUUGGUUUUCGAUUUUGGUUGCUUGCUAUCGAACAUUUAGGCCACCUCCACUAAAAAAUCUGCAUGGCGAAGUCGCGAUGGUUAUUGGUGCAGGUCGUGGUGUAGGAAGAGAAGUGGCCAUUCAACUCUCGCAGUUGGGAGUUAGUGUGGCAUGCGUCGAUAUCAAUCGGGAAAAUUGCCAAGUGACCGCCCAACGUGCUUCUCAAUUAUCGGGAGUGGCUAGGCCCUUUAUUUGCGACGUGACUGACAAAAAUCAAGUUGUUGAAAAUUUACAAGCCAUACAGUCAGAAUUAGGUGAGGUUACGAUGCUACUGCAUUGCUGUGGUGUUCCCAGUCCACGUUCUUUAAUGCAGGAUCCUCCAGAAAUUAGAAAAACAAUGGACGUUUCUGUCCUAAGUCACUUCUGGCUUUUAGAGUCAGUUCUGCCGGGAAUGAAACGGGUUGGAAGAGGUCACAUUGUGGUCCUUUCAUCAGUAGCUGGCUUAUCUGGAAAUGCUACUCGAGGAGGAGGUGUUCCUCUAUCAACAGCACAAUUCGCAGUUCAAGGAUUAGCCGAAUCGUUGCAUACGGAAUUAAGACACUCGAACAGUAACAUUAUCAUUACUUUGAUCCACGUUUAUCCUUUCAUCGUCGGUGCUGAAGUUGCAAGGGACCUUCGCUUGAGGAUACCAAGUUAUUUUGGCACGAUGCCAGCAACAGAAGCUGCUAAAAGAAUUUUGGAUGGCGUGCGCAGAAAUUAUGCAGAAUUCAGUAUUCCAGGAUAUUUACUUUACCUCGGUCACAUUUUAAGAAUACUUCCAAAAAAGGCAUCAUUCAUGCUGAGAGAUUUGCUCGACACUGGAGUUGAUUUUGGAUGACGACUGAUGCUACCUAAAAAAAAAAAAUAAAUUGUAAAAUAAAAACAGCUAGGCUGGAGGAAAAAGGUACUGAAGCAAUUGGCCAAUCAACUAUUUAGAAUUAACAAAUACUAUACGUAUACUUGUGUACGCACAAUAUACAUUUAUAA
Belonocnema kinseyi is the source of this 1399-nucleotide messenger RNA. RefSeq names its product 17-beta-hydroxysteroid dehydrogenase 13-like. Bases 330 to 1250 code for a protein of 306 amino acids. Gene Ontology annotation, molecular function: oxidoreductase activity, acting on the CH-OH group of donors, NAD or NADP as acceptor. The record is from RefSeq and is a predicted model, not a curated record. Lineage: Eukaryota; Metazoa; Arthropoda; Insecta; Hymenoptera; Cynipidae. Gene Ontology annotation, cellular component: lipid droplet. The transcript is spliced from 7 exons.